Lasiosphaeria miniovina is the source of this 2001-nucleotide messenger RNA. RefSeq names its product GMC oxidoreductase-domain-containing protein. The transcript is spliced from 13 exons. Gene Ontology annotation, molecular function: oxidoreductase activity, acting on CH-OH group of donors; flavin adenine dinucleotide binding. The coding region runs from base 1 to 2001 and encodes 666 amino acids. The record is from RefSeq and is a predicted model, not a curated record. Lineage: Eukaryota; Fungi; Ascomycota; Sordariomycetes; Sordariales; Lasiosphaeriaceae.
AUGUCGCCGCUCCCAGAGGAGUUCGAUAUCAUCGUGUGCGGCGGGGGCAGCUGCGGUUGCGUGGUGGCGGGUAGACUGGCCAACCUGGAUCACAACCUCAAGGUGCUGCUCAUUGAGGCUGGCGAGAGCAACCUCAACAACCCGUGGGUGUUCCGCCCGGGCAUCUUCCCGCGGAACAUGAAGCUGGACUCUAAGACGGCCUCCUUCUACGAGUCCUCCCCGUCGGAGCACCUCAAUGGCCGCCGAGCUAUUGUGCCGGCAGCCCAUAUCCUGGGCGGUGGCUCGUCCAUCAACUUCAUGAUGUACACGCGGGCCUCAGCUUCCGAUUAUGACGACUUUCAGGCCAAGGGCUGGACGACCGAGGAGCUGAUCCCACUGAUGAAGAAGCACGAGACGUACCAGCGCGCCUCCCACAACCGGGACACGCACGGUUUCGAGGGCCCCAUCAAGGUCUCGUUCGGAAAUCACGUGUACCCCAUCAAGGAUGACUUUCUCCGUGCUGCCGAGUCCCAGGGCAUCCCGGUCGUCGACGAUCUGCAGGAUCUCAAGACGGGCCACGGCGCUGAGCAGUGGCUGAAGUGGAUCAACCGCGACACUGGCCGGCGAAGUGACAGCGCCCACGCGUACAUCCACUCGACCCGCUCCGUGCAUUCGAAUUUGUAUCUUGCCACCAACACCAAGGUCGACAAGGUCAUCAUCGAGAACGGCAGGGCCGUCGGUGUCCUGACUGUGCCGACCAAGCCAAUGGGCGAAAACCGCGGAUCCCGCAUCUUCAGGGCACGCAAGCAGAUUGUCGUGUCCGGCGGAACCAUGUCCUCGCCCCUCAUUCUUCAGCGCUCGGGCAUCGGUGAUGCCGGCAAGCUCCGCCGUGCUGGAGUCAAGCCCAUCGUCGACCUCCCCGGCGUCGGCCUCAACUUCCAGGACCAUUACCUGACCUUCUCCGUGUACCGCGCCAAGCCCGGCACCGACUCGUUUGACGACUUUGCCCGCGGCGAGCCCGAGGUGCAGAAGCGCGUCUUCGACGAGUGGAACAUCAAGGGUACUGGUCCUCUGGCCACCAACGGCAUUGAGGCGGGCGUCAAGGUCCGUCCGACCGAGAAGGAGCUGCGCGAGUUUGAGUCCUGGCCCACCCCGCACUUCAAGGACGGCUGGAAGUCGUACUUCAAGGAAAAGCCCGACAAGCCCGUAAUGCACUACUCUGUGAUUGCCGGCUGGUUUGGCGACCACAUGCUGAUGCCUCCUGGCAACUUCUUCACCAUGUUUCAUUUCCUCGAGUAUCCCUUCUCGCGCGGCAAAACGCACAUCACGUCGCCGGACCCGUACGCGGUGCCCGACUUUGACGCCGGCUUCAUGAACGACGAGCGCGACAUGGUGCCGAUGGUGUGGGGGUACAUCAAGUCGCGCGAGACGGCGCGGCGCAUGGACGCGUACGCGGGUGAGGUACAAAACAUGCACCCCGUGUACGACUUCGACUCCAAGGCGCGGGCGUACGACCUCGACCUGGCCGACACCAACAAGUACGCGCUGCCGGGCAACAUCACGGCGGGCAUCCAGCACGGCUCGUGGACGGUGCCCGUGCCCGAGCCCGACGAGCGGCCCAACGGCAGCCUCGUCACUAGCAACCAAAAGGCCAAGCGCAAGGAGCUGCAAUACUCCAACAAGGACAUUUCGGCCAUCGAGGACUGGGUCAAGCGCCACGUCGAGACCACCUGGCACUGCCUUGGCACGUGCUCCAUGGCGCCCCGCGAGGGCAACAGCAUCGUCAAGCACGGCGUGCUGGACGAGCGCCUCAACGUGUACGGCGUCGAGGGGCUCAAGGUGGCCGAUCUCAGCAUCUGCCCGGACAACGUCGGCUGCAACACAUACUCGACGGCCCUGCUCAUUGGCGAGAAGGCCGCCGUGCUCGUGGCCGAGGACCUGGGAUACUCGGGUGCCGCGCUCGACAUGAAGGUGCCCGACUACCACGCCCCGGGCGAGAACCGCCUCGCAGGCAGGCUUUGA